This is a messenger RNA of Carassius auratus (goldfish), 1151 nucleotides long. Its product is annotated as glutathione S-transferase theta-1-like. The transcript has 5 exons. Gene Ontology annotation, biological process: glutathione metabolic process. NCBI's taxonomy places the organism in Eukaryota, Metazoa, Chordata, Actinopteri, Cypriniformes, Cyprinidae. The record is from RefSeq and is a predicted model, not a curated record. Bases 72 to 755 code for a protein of 227 amino acids. Gene Ontology annotation, molecular function: glutathione transferase activity. Gene Ontology annotation, cellular component: cytoplasm.
GGACUAUCCACCAAUGAAACUGGUCAGAGCAGGAAUUCAUAUUGUUUCUGUCUACAGUUAUAGUUGACUAUAUGGCUGGCAGACAGGCAGUGAAAGCAUACUUGGAUCUCUUGUCGCAGCCAUGCAGGGCUUUACUUAUAUUCCUUAAACACAACAGAAUACCACAUACGGUGGAACUCGUUGCGUUACGAAAAGGGCAGCACAAAACACCUGAGUUCUCCAAACUCAACCCCAUGCAAAAAGUGCCAGUGUUGGAUGACAAUGGAUUCGUGCUUACUGAGAGUGAUGCUAUAUUGAAGUAUCUGGCGACAACCUACAAUGUCCCUGAUCACUGGUACCCCAAACUGCCAGAGAAGAGAGCUCGAGUGGAUGAGUACACGGCCUGGCAUCAUGUGAACACACGUAUGCAUGCUUCCACAGUCUUCCUGCAAGAGGUUAUAUUUCCAAGGAUGGGACAGCCAACAAAUCCUGUGAAGUUUAAAAAAGCACUGACAGACCUGGAUGGCACACUGGACAUGCUGGAAAACAUGUUUUUGAAGAGACAGGCCUUCCUGUGUGGUCAUGACAUCUCACUGGCUGACCUUUUAGCAGUUUGUGAGCUCAUGCAGCCCAUGUGCAGCGGGAGGGACGUUCUGAAGGACAGACCCAAACUGCAGAGCUGGAGGAGUCGAGUACAGUCAGCGCUCUCUGACUCCUUUGAUGAAGCUCACUCUGUUGUCUAUCAAAUAAGGCAGAAGUUCACAGCUAAAUUGUGAAAAAUCAACUCUCUAUUAUAGAAGAUUAUAUGUCAUUAAUCAUACAUUUAAUGAUUAAUAUGGCAUCUGUUCAACAUGGAUAUGCAGUUUGUGCAAUAUCAUGUUUAAUAUUUUCAAAAGAGUCAUAUAUCCAUAUACAUAUGCAUGUAAAUAAGAGGCCUGAAUAUCUUUACAACAUGGUAGUGUGGUUUGCUAAAUGAAUAAGACUGUGAUGAUUCAAAUAUAAUUGAAAAUGUUAAAACAUUUUAUUGUUGACAGGAACUGGUAAAAGAAGACUACAAGUUUUAAAGUGUGUGAAUGUCAAGACCCAGGUUUGCUCUUGAAUGAUGCUUUUCUUCUCACUCUUGUGCCUUACCUUUCUGUGAUGGAUAUGUCCAUUUAAAUCAGUUCAGUUAA